ACUUUCAUCCAUUAUUGAAUCCCUUCAAGGUUUUACAUCGUCCGUCGUAAUAAAAAAUGGCGUUCAGGUAUUUGGCAGCUCGAGUGGCAGCAAAUAGCUUCAGAACUGUGAAUAAAAGCCCCAAGUCAUAUGCUACGGCGACGGAGGCGAGGAUGAAAUCUUACGCGCCGGCGGCCGAUUUCUCACGAUUCGAUCACGAUUACCAGCAGCAACAGAGCAAGCUGAAGGCGUCACGAGCCGGCGAUUUUGUCCCCGUCUAUGUGGCGAUCGGUCUGAUUGCGCUUUCUGUAGCCCUCGGAUUGCACACGGCGAAGCAGCAGUUGGCUCAUUCGCCGUCCGUUUCCGUUCGGAAGAAACGCAGAGAGACGAUUCCGGAGGUGGCAGAGCCAGAGCACGUGGCGGAGGAGACUGAGAAGUUCUUCGCUAAAUCGUUCUUCAGAAAAGUGGCUCACGUUCAGGAACUCGAGAAAUUACGCAAUUAUCGCGUUCCUUACGAUCCUCAACUCGGCGAUGCUUAUGCUCAUCGCCAUCGUACUGAGACGCUCAGGUCCGUCGGUGUCGAUCCGGCUUCGAACUGAAAUUAUAGUCGGCGGUGGUGAUUUUAUUUCGACCGUUUGUAAUUAAGAAAUAAAACGUCGAGAAGCUACUGUGUGAAUGUAAUUUCAGUAAGAACUUCGUUACCUUUGUAAAUUCGGUAUCCGGAAGUAUGAAUGUUUGUCCAUUUUUUCCCAAUUACCUGGA
Cucurbita maxima (winter squash) is the source of this 741-nucleotide messenger RNA. RefSeq lists its product as uncharacterized. The transcript has a single exon. The coding region runs from base 57 to 578 and encodes 173 amino acids. The record is from RefSeq and is a predicted model, not a curated record. NCBI's taxonomy places the organism in Eukaryota, Viridiplantae, Streptophyta, Magnoliopsida, Cucurbitales, Cucurbitaceae.